GACGCCAUUUUUAGGGAGGGGGGCAUGUGUUUCAAAAUAUAAUGUCUUUUUUCAAAGGUUAACUUUGGAAGUCGAGCGUAGAUGAUACAAAAACAGAGAAACAUUCGAAGAAAUUAAUACUCAAGAACCAACAGAAAUCAUUAUGUUUUUUUAAUUGAACAUUAUAGUAGUUUGUUGUACUUACCAGUCUCACAAGUCAGGGAUCCAAUCAGUACUCGAAUCGCAAUAUGGAAGCCAUACUUAGAUAACAAAUUAUCAUGCCAUUGUAUAGUUAAUUAUUGAUAUGCUUAAACAAUCGCUCAUUGAUCCAUAUGAACACACAAGUUUAUCCUAAUAUACACGAUUAAAAAUAAUUGUUUACAAGUUACAACCUUAUUGAGAAAUUGUUCAAUGGCGUCUCUUUACUGGCCAAUCAGCGCUUGCCGUUCGUUGCCACUGAGUCUUUCGACGUAACCUGUAAUUUGUCCUGUGAUGUCGUCAUGUGCGGAAUUUCUCGAACGAACAGCCGGACAGCCCACAAAAAUCGUACACGUCACAACUUUCGUUAUGUUGCUUAGGGGCUAAGUGCAUUUGAAAAUUCGUCCGGGAACAACAUUAACGACAAAAAAUGGAAACGCUUUAUCAUCAAACGAAUAAGUUGGUGCAAGAAUUACAGCACUUGUUCAGCCAGCUGGAUAAAAAAAAUCCUAACCUUGACGUCGCGGCAGUUGAACAUGAAAUCCAAACAAAACUUCAGAAUAUUAACAGUAACUGUGAUAGGCUAGACAUUUUGUGCUCAAAGGGCCCUAUAUCACAGCGGCAAAAUGCAAAAAUGCGAGUGGACUUGUUGAAAUACGAAAGCAGACAUCUGACAUCAGCUCUGAAUAAAUGGAAGCAGACAAUUUUAAGCAAACAAAGAAAAGAGGCAGAAAGAGAAGCUCUUCUAUCUCGUAAAUUUACCACCAAUGAUCAUGUGGACAUAAUGAUUGAUCACAGCCUACAACAUAACACCAGCAUGCGUAACUCAAUCAAUGGAGUUGACAAUAUGCUCCAGACAGGCUUUGGUAUUAUGGACAGCUUGCAAUCACAGAGGUAUACACUGAAGGGAGCACAUAAGCGUUUAAUUGAUAUCGGUAACGUCUUAGGUUUGUCUAACACAACUAUGAGACUGAUUGAAAACAGAGCUCGUUCAGAUGGAUUCAUUCUGGUAUUUGGCAUGAUUUUCACAUGCCUUGUUAUAGCACUAGUACUGAUUUAUGUUUACUACAUAUAAACAUUCCUUGAGUGCAAGAAAUUGUAAAUAGUAACGUAUGGGAAAGACUAUGGGAAUGAAAUCGAAUUCAGUGAUUAUACUUUGAAUUUAUCCAAAGACGUUUUAUUACUGUAAAUUAUUAUAAAGUUUAAAUCUCAACAAACAAAAAAAAUAAUAUAUGAUGUUUCUAAUUUUGUAUAAAAUUGAAACAAUGUUGUUAUGAACGUAAAUAUAAUAUUAUAAAAAUCUCUUGCACAGAGUUAUAAGUUUGAUAAAGUUUUUAAUUUGUUAUCAAUAAUUUAAUUUUUUUUUUGUUUAAGUUUGACAUUUAACUUUAAUGACAACAUUUCAUAAUCCCUAAAUGAAAUUCGAAUUGACAAUCACAAAACGUCAAUGAGAAAGUUGGCAUUGAUUUGAAAAUAAAUUAUUUUUGUACAAAGAAAGAAA
Nasonia vitripennis (jewel wasp) is the source of this 1678-nucleotide messenger RNA. It is a transcript of the gene Membrin, whose product is annotated as Golgi SNAP receptor complex member 2. The record is from RefSeq and is a predicted model, not a curated record. Bases 608 to 1252 code for a protein of 214 amino acids. The transcript has 2 exons. NCBI's taxonomy places the organism in Eukaryota, Metazoa, Arthropoda, Insecta, Hymenoptera, Pteromalidae. Gene Ontology annotation, molecular function: SNARE binding; SNAP receptor activity. Gene Ontology annotation, cellular component: ER to Golgi transport vesicle membrane; endoplasmic reticulum membrane; SNARE complex. Gene Ontology annotation, biological process: vesicle fusion; vesicle-mediated transport.